AUGUUCGCCAUCCAACCCGCCCAGAACUCUUCCAACGAGACAUCAACCGAUAAAUUCACUCCGAACAUUCUGCCCUGUCGCAUCCACCACGAUGGCCCCGUUGAUACGCUAGGUCGCUACUGGAAGCCUACCACUGAUGAGAAAGAUCAGAACCUGCAGACAGCCUACUUCCGCGGCCGCAAGCUAAGGGGUCGCCGAGUCGCAAUCCCUGAAGGCUACGAGGGUGUCAUUGCAACCCCCACAGACCGUACGAUGCCUGCUACCCGUACGAGCGCCGACGUCGAGGUCGAGGAAGUCACACCAGAAGAGCCCGUGAAGAUCCUUGAGAAGCAAGGCACCUUUGACGAAUAUGUGGUUUGGGGACAUGAGUUUGUGCCUGCGGCAGAUGAGACUUUCGUUAAGGGAGUGGAGGAGUGGAUUAAGCUGGCUGAAGUGAUGCAUACCACUCCUGACAGUCAAAAGCAAUCGUCUACUUGA
Messenger RNA from Aspergillus luchuensis, 477 nucleotides. RefSeq names its product ribonuclease H2 subunit C. Gene Ontology annotation, cellular component: ribonuclease H2 complex. Bases 1 to 477 code for a protein of 158 amino acids. Gene Ontology annotation, biological process: RNA catabolic process. The transcript is spliced from 4 exons. Lineage: Eukaryota; Fungi; Ascomycota; Eurotiomycetes; Eurotiales; Aspergillaceae. The record is from RefSeq and is a predicted model, not a curated record.